GCAUGCACUCGGGGGCGGGGCGUUCGAUUCCAGUAAAUUCCCUCCUUCCCCCUCCCCCGUGUGUACUUCGUGAUCGCGAUGCUGCAACACGUGACGUGACGCGGCGCGUUAUCGCGCUUGAUGAGACGAGUGUCCGAUAGUCGGAGCGAAUUGCUAGUUCGACCGCCGCAGAAGGUUCAUUACGGGCAAUAUCGAGACUCGCUCGUGAGGAAGCUCGGAUCGCCGCGCGAUUGAACCUUCGAACGACUCCGAGUACUUCUUAAUAUUACAAUAUUAUCCCACAAACGACCUCGAUCAUGUGUACGAAAGACUGUGUCUUGUCUAUGUGUGAAUAGUGAAGGAAAAAGUCAGGCCAUAACGCAAAAUCGUUGCCGGAGAGAUUUUGCGUCAACGAGGAGUUCGUCGAUGAUGUAUGAAAUAUCGAACUAAAAAUCCUUUACUUAUUUCGACUGUGUUUAAUGUCCUCAUACAGCUUCGUGGAUUUCUGUACGUAAAUUACGCGUAUAAAUAGUGACGUACAUCAUAAAACGGACAAACGGAGUACAUGUUGCCGAGACGAGAUUUCGUCGUCGUGAUCGAGUAUGGUGCGUCGAACGGAACCUUCCGAUCUCACGAGAGAUGCGAUUGUCGCCGGCAGCUGCGGCGCAAAUUAUGCCUGAAGCGACUCUCGAGGGCUCAUCGUUCAAGGAUCGAAGAGAUGCGUAAAAUUCACCUUGACCUCGCGCAUUGAGAAAUUACCUUUCGAGAAAUGAGUUCGCACUCCCAUGCGAGGACGUUGUGCACCGGAAAUCCGGUCUCCGGCGCAUUCUCGGCGCUGCAUCUCCUGCGGAGUUACAGCCUCUUCGCUCCGAACUCGGAUCUGUGCAGGUACGAGGCGUACCCGUCUCGGGACUACAGCUUCGUCGAGCCGGAUAUUUUGUCAUCGAGUUCCGUGCCGGCGGAUUCCCGGUCCUCGCCGUUAACGUCCUCCUCCCUGUCGGCGACGCUCUCGCUCCCGGGGACUCUGCUUCAGCCACCCUUUCUAGCGGCGAUGCCACCCCUGAUACAAUCCCUGAGCGUGCCGCAAUCCUUCUCAACUUCCUCCGCAGGUGCUAUGAACCGCCACCACUUCGUCCCUACAAAUGGCAUAACUGCUCUACACAGAAGACCCAGAAGCGAGAAGAAACCGAUCCCGGACGAGCAGAAGGACGAGAAAUACUACGAGAGACGUAAACGGAAUAACCAGGCGGCGAAGAAGUCGCGGGACGCCCGCAAGAUCAGGGAGGACCACAUCGCGCUGAGGGCGACGAUGCUAGAGCACGAAAACGCGAUCCUGAAGGCGCAGAUAGUGACCUUGCGGGAGGAGGCGCAAUCCUUGCGGCAUAUGUUGCUCAAGCAACACGCCCCGGCGAUACAAACGAUCGAACGAUCGCUCUCGUCGAUGACGCCCGUGACGCUCUCUCCUCCGCACACGAGCGCGAGUCUGGAUUGUUAAUUCACGGAGAUUCCUCUGAAAAGCUGAAUGUUUAUGUACGGGAGACUCAAAUCCGAUAUGCAACUUAUCGCGCCGACGAACACGCCUGUGAAAAUGAUCCGUACGUCUUUAUUUGUGAUCGAUUCGUACCUCGAUUCAAGUAUCUCUCACUGAUUGUGAGUUACGCAAACAGAUGACCGAUUCUAUAUCUGUUUCUACCAACGUGGAUUAAUUUUAAUCUUGGGCUGGUAUUCCUAGUCAGAUCUUGUAUUCAAGAUCGUCUUAAGAUCAUCUUUAGAUAAAUUCAAGACGGUCUUGAAUAUAAGAUCUGACUAUGAAUACCGAUCUUGGUUUACCUUUGAGAACUAGAAAAAGAUAAAAGCGAGUUAAGCCGAGAUUAAUCUACAUAUAUUGGUAGAAAUGGACAUUAGAUCAGUUUCGGAGAUUAGGAUAGAAUCCGAGGAGAGCUCGGAGAUUUUAUUUAUUGUUGGAAUUAUUAUCAUCCAUUUUAAGUGUAAUUAUAUAUGUAUAAUUGUUGCUUGAACGCUAAUAAAAAGAGAUGAUUCAAGAUGUAUAAA
Messenger RNA from Vollenhovia emeryi, 2031 nucleotides. Its product is annotated as cell death specification protein 2. Gene Ontology annotation, cellular component: nucleus. Bases 749 to 1474 code for a protein of 241 amino acids. Lineage: Eukaryota; Metazoa; Arthropoda; Insecta; Hymenoptera; Formicidae. Gene Ontology annotation, molecular function: RNA polymerase II cis-regulatory region sequence-specific DNA binding; DNA-binding transcription factor activity, RNA polymerase II-specific. The transcript is spliced from 6 exons. The record is from RefSeq and is a predicted model, not a curated record. Gene Ontology annotation, biological process: regulation of transcription by RNA polymerase II.